AUGGCCGGACCCGUCAGACAACCAAUUGAUCUCCCGGCUCUGGAGAAAUAUAUCGAGACGCAUGUUCCAGAAAUCACCACCCCGAUUGAGAUUACACAAUUCGGAUUCGGACAAUCAAAUCCUACAUACCAACUGCAGUCUUCCAAUGGGUACAAAUACGUGAUGCGCAAGAAACCCCCGGGAAAACUCGUCUCGAAAACGGCGCAUCAGGUUGAGCGCGAAUACCGCGUCAUUCAUGCGUUGGGGAAGACGGAUGUGCCGGUCCCGAAAACGUAUUGUUUGUGUGAGGAUGAGGGGGUGAUUGGUACACCGUUUUAUAUUAUGGAAUUUUUGGAUGGGAGGAUUAUUGAGGAUCCUGGGAUGCCGGGAGUGAGAGAGGUGGAGAGGAGAGAGAUGUGGCACGAUGCUAUCCGUACUCUAGCCAAACUCCAUCGAGUGGAUAUAUCCGAAGCCGGCCUGACGAGUUUUGGCAAAGCAAACGGAUUCUACGAUCGCCAGAUUAAAACGUUUGGGACCAUCAGCGCCGCGCAAGCUUCGACGGUGGAUAUCGAGACCAAGAAACCCGUGGGUCAGAUUCCACAUAUUGACGAGAUCUUGGGAUUUUUUAGAGACAAGAAAUAUCAGCCACAAGAUCGAGGAACAUUGGUGCAUGGCGAUUAUAAAAUUGAUAAUCUCGUUUUUCACAAGACGGAACCGAGGGUGAUUGGGAUUCUGGACUGGGAAAUGUCCACCAUCGGCCACCCCCUCUCCGAUCUCGUCAACCUCCUCUCCCCACACAGCGUGCGACACGAAAAAAAAUUCGCCUCGCUCCCGCAAUUUCGCGACGAGGACAUCCCCGGUCUGCCCGCGCAAUCCGAACUCCUCUCCUGGUAUCGGGACACGGCGGGCUGGGAUCCCGAGCCCGAUUUGUCGUGGGGCGUCGCGUUUGGUUUCUUUAGGAAUACGUGUAUUUAUCAGGGGAUUGCGGCGCGCUGGGCCGUGAGGCAGGCGAGUAGUGCGAUGGCCGAGGUGCAUGCGCGGGCGAGGUGGCCGAUGGGGGAGUUGUGUUGGAAGUUUGUGGGGGUGGCGAGGAGGGGGAGGGAGGAGGGCGAGGGGGAGAGGGAGAGGGAGAGGGCGAAAUUGUAG
Messenger RNA from Botrytis deweyae, 1125 nucleotides. RefSeq lists its product as uncharacterized. The record is from RefSeq and is a predicted model, not a curated record. The coding region runs from base 1 to 1125 and encodes 374 amino acids. Lineage: Eukaryota; Fungi; Ascomycota; Leotiomycetes; Helotiales; Sclerotiniaceae. The transcript is spliced from 4 exons.